Chironomus riparius is the source of this 5051-nucleotide messenger RNA. NCBI's taxonomy places the organism in Eukaryota, Metazoa, Arthropoda, Insecta, Diptera, Chironomidae. The record is from the annotation of a GenBank genome assembly.
ACUAGCUUUCCGGACUUCAUAAAGUAAAGUUUUGCUUCUAAGAAAUAAUAAACCGUGUGAUACUCUAUGAUAUUAAUAAUAGUGAAAUAAAAAUGAAGAGGAUAUCAGACAAGCAAUUGAGCUUUUUAAUGUUCAUAUUUUUGGUGAAAAUUGCAUGUUCAGACUGGACUUCACCGUUUCUUAUCACUGAACGAGUGGAAGACGUGACUAUAGAUUUACGACUUUCUGAUUAUGUAUCGCUUACGAUGAAGGAAGAAAUUAUUUCACCAUUUACUGUUGCUUAUCUAAAUGAGUACAGUGGAAACGAUACCCCAGUUAUUAUGCCAUUCAGUGCAGGUCAAUCAAUAAAUUUAGGUUUAAAGUUUGAAAAGAAUAACACAAGGUGGAAUAUGAUAGUGACGAAAACACAAGAUUUUGAAAAUGAGGAUAACAGAAGAUAUAUCUUUGAAUUAAAAGUUGGACUUAUCUCAGUGACAGUGGUUAUCAUUAUUGAAAAUAUCUUCGAUAACUCUCCAAGUGUUUCUUAUGAAAAUCCUUGUGUUGUAGAAGAAUUGACAGAAGAAAAUUAUGAGUCACAGUGCGUCUAUAAAGUAAUGGAUCUUGAUGGAAUGAUGAAUAAUACUAUAAGAUUUGAGGUUCACGGAAAUUUCAACGAAAGUGAAAUAUUUGAUUUUAAGAUUAACUCAAGUUUGAAUGAAGAAUAUUCUGAAACCUAUAGUUUAUUGUUGAAGAAACCCCUUUUCUAUGACAUCAGAUUUUACUAUUCAUUUCGUGCAACAGUAUAUGAUAUUGCAAAUAAUCAGUUUUCAUUCAACAUAAUUGUUGAAGUGAAGGAUAUGCCAAAUAAACCUCCAAUGUGGAUUCGAGUAUUUGCAUCGGCACAAUUUUUCGAGAAAGAGGCUCAGGAAUUUCAAGCAGAAGCAAUCGAUGGAGAUACAGGCAUUAAUGAUCCAAUUUGUUACACCUUAAUAUUCGACGAAGACAAAGAUUUUUCAAAUUUAAUAACCAUUGAAGAAACAACAGGAAAAAUCCAAGUUAAACCAAUAGACAGAGAUAGUCUGAAAAUCGAAGUAUUUCCAUUUUAUAUAAAAGCAUAUGAGUGUCAAGAUGAAACAUCUUGGAUUAAUAACUCCGCUGUGCUAUUAGUUGAUGAUUUAAAUGAUAAUAUACCAUUAAUAUAUUUUAAUGCGACAAAAAAUGUCAUUGAAAUGUACGAAGAAACCUUCUAUACACUGUUUGAAACGUCCGAGCUUUUAAUCAUAGAUGCAGAUCUUGGAACCAAUGCAAUGUACAGUGUUAAAUUAGAACGAGAAAAUUUUGCUUCUGCCUUCAACAUAAUACCUCGAAUCGGAUAUCAGGAACAAUCCACAUUCUCCAUAUCAGUUUUGAAUCAAAAUCUUUUGGAUUAUGAAAAUCUAGAAUUUCAAAGUUUUGAUAUCUCUAUUAUAGCGACUGAAGUAUACGACUCAUCUCAUAGUUCGGAAAAAACUUUUCAUAUUAAUUUAUUGAACUGGAAUGACGAACUGCCUGAAUUUGAAAGCGAUGGAUAUGUGUUUAAUAUAAAUGAAACUGUGGGAAGUGAUUUUUCAAUUGGUUUUGUCAAAGCAUCCGAUCGUGAUAUUGAUGAUGAAAUCGAAUAUUUUUUGAAUGACAAAAUAAGUGAAAAGAUUUUUAUAAACAUGACAUCUGGUGAAUUAACAACAAUUUUGGACAAGACAUUUGACUAUGAACAGCAAUCGAUUUUUACUUUUCAAGUUUUUGCUAGAGAUACAUUGCAAACAAGAAAUGAAUCCACUCAUACAACGUCUACUCAAAUUCAAAUCAAUGUGAUUGAUGUAAAUGAUACUCCUCCUACAAUAGUUUUGCCAAGAACAUUCUUAACAGUUACUGAAAAUGGACUCGAUGCAUUAAUUACGAAUGAAAUUGAAGUCUAUGAUCCUGAUACAUCAGCAGAUUUAAGAGUUUUUAUUGAUUGGAGUCAAUCGAUUGCAAGUGGAUUAGAUGUAGAGAUAGAAGAUUAUGAGAACUGUGUAGAAAUAUUUGAGAAGGAAUUGAAUAACAAUCGUUUAAAAGGAACUUUAAAAUCAAGCUCUACAAAAAUUAUUGAUUAUGAGAAAUUCCAAAUUUUAUUUCUAACAAUUACUGCUGUUGAUUUAAAAACGGAAGUAAACGAUAAUUCAACAAGUGCAGUUUUGACGGUUUUUGUGCUUGAUGUUAAUGAUAAUGCACCAGAGUUUGUUGGAAAUACUUUAGAAGUAAACAGAAGUGUGAUUGAGGAAUCAGAAUCGGAUGUUUUUAUUGGAUUUCUGCAUGCUGUAGAUAAAGAUGGACCUGGUUACAAUGAUAUAUCAUUUACAUUGAUCCCACGUGAUAACAAAACAAAUGAGUGGGUAAAAAUUGGGAAUAAAUCGGGAGAAUUGAGUGUGGCUAAAAAUAAAUCAAUAGACUGUGACAUUCCAAAGCGAUUUUAUUUAGAAUAUGACGUUAAAAUCAGUGAUGGAGAACUGGAAAACUUUGGAAAUAUAUCCAUCGCAAUUAAUGAUAUAAAUAAUAAAAUUCCAAAGUUAAUCUUUUUUGAGGAUGUCAUUGAAAUUUAUGAAAAUUCAAGCGAUCUUCUGUUAAAAACUAUUGAAGCAAAUGAUUCAGAUCGAGACGAGCCUCAUAAUGUCUUACAAUAUACAAUAAAUUAUCAAAGUAAUUUUGAGCUCCAAAGAUUUUUUACUAUUAAUUUAACUUCUGGAGAAUUAAGAGUUAAAAAACUUGAUGAGUAUAAUAUUUUGGACAGAGAUAUAGAACCAUCAGAGUAUUCCAUUCCAAUUUAUAUCGAAGAUAAUUUAGGAAUCGGAGCUAGAAAUGGAAUUCAACAUAUUGUGCAAAUUAUUUUAUUAGAUGUUAAUGACAACGCUCCACAAAUGCCAAUAAACUUGGAUUUUACAACUGCUCUAAUUAAUGAAGAUCUAAAAAAGUCAACGAUAAUUGUGGACAAGUUAUAUGCUCCUGAUAUUGACGAAGGAUUUAAUGCAGAAGUUCUAUAUGAAAUUUUAUCAAUAGAUCCAGUAACAGUUGAUCGAGAGCAAUUGCAAUAUAAAAAUCUAUUUGUAUUGGAUAAUUAUGAAAACAAAUAUACUCGUAUAAAAACUGGGAUCGAUUUAAAAGGUUAUAGUGGAACUUGGUGUCUUAAAAUUCUGGCAGUGGAUCGAGGAAAUGAAACUAUAGGAGGGUAUAGUCUUUCAUCAGAAUCAUCUUAUCAAAUCAAGAUUGAUCCAUUUAAUUAUAACAUUCCAAUCAUAACAUUUCCUUCAAAGAAUAAUAAUAUUAUUAGAUUCGACUAUGGAGCUUCUGAAAUAGGAAAAAACUUGGUUUUACUGAAUGGCUCAAACUUUCCAGCAUUUGAAGCUUUUGAUGAUGAUGCAGGGAUCUUUGGAGAUGUAACCUUUGCUUUUGAGCCAGAUACCCAAAGUUAUUUUGAAUUUAAAAAAAAUGACAAAAGACUUUCCGAACUGCAUUUGAAAUCAAUAGUGGAAAAGAAAGUUUAUGAGAUAACAGUUAUUGCUUUUGACGGUGGAAAUUAUAGAAGCGACUAUUUAAGCGUUUCCUUCGCAUUUGUCGACAAAACCAGUGAGCCAUCCUUUGACUAUAACACAUGGAGAACUGUUUUUACUGAAAACCAAACUGGACUCGAGGAAUUUCAAAAUAUACCUGAAGCAAUUGAUCCUAAAAAUAUUGGCAUUCAAAAUGGUGAACUAGAAUUUAAGAUCUUUUACUAUCUUGACGAUUCAUAUAGACCAGAAGAUGCACAAUUUUUCACAUUGAAUAGUUCAACAAAAGUUUUAAGAUUAAAUAAAAUGUUGGAUAGAGAAGUCGUUGAUUAUCAUUCAAUAAGGAUUAUCGCCAGCAAUAAGGAAACAAUGCCAGACUUAAGAUUUGUGUCUGAUAAAGCUUUGUUGUAUGUUGAGGUUGACGUCGAUGAUGUAAAUGAUAAUGCACCUAGUUUCAUAUAUGAACAAUAUGCAGUAGGCAUAUCUGAACGCGACAAUCUUGAGAAGAAUUUACUAACGUUAGAAGCAACAGAUCCUGAUUUAUAUGAUGUCAUUAAUUACAAAAUAUUAAAGGAUACAAUAGAAACUUCUAAUAGUGAAUUGAUGUAUUUAAAAGAUUCGGCGUUCGUUGUAAAUUCGAUUUCUGGUGCUUUGCUUUUAAAUUUUGAAGUUAAGUCAACAAUGAGUGGAUACUUUACUUUUCAAGUUGAAGCAUGUGAUUUAGCUAAUCAUACAGACACAACAAAUAUCAAAAUAUUCAUUGUAGCAGAACUGAAUCGUGUAACUUUUUCAUUCAAGAAUACUGUGGAUGAAGUUAAAGCAGCAGAUCAACUAACUUUAGCUCAGAUAUUUGCUGAUGCAUAUAAUGCAGAAUGCAUUAUAGAUGAUAUUUUACCAUAUCAAACUUUAACAGGCAUUGUGGAUGAAAAAGAAACAAAUUUUCGAGUUCAUUUUGUCAAAGAUAACGAAGCAAUAAGUGCGGAAGAGAUCAAACAACGUUCAUCUGAUAUUUCAUUUAUUACUGAAUUAGUGUCAACACUGAACACAAGAUUAGCUUUAACUUUGAAAGGCUUGCCUACUUAUAAUAGUGGAAAUGAUAUUAAUAAUGUUAACAGUAAAAUAAUGGAAAUAAUUUUAGCAAUUGUUGCUGGAGUCUUGUGUAUUUUACUAGUUGCCGUGAUUACACUUUAUACGACUCAAAGGAGAAGUUUUAACAGACAACUUAAGGCAUUAUCAGAACAGAAAAGUGACAUUGAUUAUCAGAAAUUUCAAAAUGUCAAGGCGCUACCAAAUACAAAUAUAUAUGCAGGAACAAACAACCAAUUCAAUCCAGUCAUGAUACGCGAUCUUGAGGAAACAAAAAAUUUUGAAUCUAGGAGCAUUGAUUCAAACGAUUCCGAUGAUUUUGCAGAUUUGUCUAAAAAUCAAAUUUUUAACAUAAGCUCAAAGAUUGAUAGCUCGUCAAGUGUAUGAGCUCAAUAAUUAUAAAUGAUGAUAAUAAAUACUAUGUUU